AUGUCUUCUCGAUUCGAAGAAGAACUCAAGCGAAGAGAUAACUUCAACACUCCGAAAGAUGGAACCAACGUUCAACAACCUGGUUGUUUGGUAUCUAAUGUGAGAUGCAAUCCUAACGCCAAGAAGGUAUAUCUCAUUCAAGCAGAUUAUUUUGCUACAAUGGUCAACGCUCAGGUUGCUAAAAUUGUGUUGGAAGAGGAAAUGAAUCAGUGCGUGGAAGUUAUUCGACUUCCAAUCGAUAAGGGGUUAGAACUCAUGGCAAGCAAUGGCCACAAUGAAAUGUAUGCCAUGCUUGAAUACUGGUACUUGUCUAGAAAAUUUCAGUACAUGAAAUAUGUAGAGUCUCAAAAAUCAAUUAUAGAUGCAGGAAAUCUUGGAGUAUUUGGAAAGCAUGGCUGGUUUAUAUUAUCACACAUGUUGGAUCAAUAUCCUGGAAUUGAUGUGUAUAGAGAAUAUCGUACUGACACGGCAGCCAAAUAUUUAGCUGAAAACUCUUCAUCGAAUGUUGGUAGAUUUAUUGGCCCAUCCAUCACAUGGGUUUCGUAUGAAAAUCAAAUUAUCAGCAAUUUAAAAUUGAAACUCGAGGUUCAGUUUGCUCGUAGUCGUGAACCUGAGGAGGAAAUUGUUGGCAAAGUGUUGAGUGCAAAAGCACGCAAAAGCACUGCUCUAUUCUAUUUAUGGUAUCCCCAUUACUUGUUCCAUAUUGUACAACUUAAGGAUGUUUAUUUACCUGCCUAUAGCGACAGUUGUUGGACUGUGUACAACCAACAACAUGGUCUCAUUGAUUGUGAUUACCCUACUGAAAUACUUAAAAAGUUAAUUUCACCUGACACAACCAAUAAUCCUGCCUUGCUGCAUUUCUUCAACAAAUUCUCCUAUGACUCCAAAGAUCAAGUAGAAAUAAUGGGUGAUGUUGUUUGGAAUAAUAUGAGUCUUUGGGAUGCUUCUUGCAAAUGGAUUCGAAAUAAUACAGGUAUUGUGAGACAAUGGAUACCCAAGUCAGAACCACAGCAGAAUGCAAUUAUUAUUGGUAGCAUUAUUGGAUCAGUGGUGGCUCUAUUGGCAGUCUGCUGCAUUCUGUUUUUUGUUGGUUUACUAUUCUUCUUAAUGUAUAGAAAAAAGUUGAGAAAAAGGUUGAUGCGAUUUGCCCCUAGGUCAUUACCCAUUACAGUGGUCUUUACAGAUAUUCAAAAUUCUACACUAUUAUGGAAUCUAUUCCCAGAAAAGAUGAAAACAGCCUUAGAAAUUCACAACCUUCUCAUGCGAGUGAAUAUUGAAAAAUACCGUGGAUAUGAAUGCAAAACUCAAGGAGAUUCAUUUAUGAUUGCUUUCGACAAUCCAGUAUUAGCAUUGGGAUUUUGUUUGAGUGUUCAACGAGAUUUACUGCAUGCAAACUGGCCACUCGAAUUAUUGGACCAUGACGAUACGAGAGAAGUGAAAUAUGAAGAGCAGCUUGUUUAUCGAGGCCCUCGUGUGAGGAUGGGCGUUCAUUGUGGUAGCGACUGCGAAAUACAUUUGGACAAAACCACAAAACGAAUUGAUUAUAUUGGAAACACAGUAAAUAAGGCAAGCAAAAUUGAGAGCAUUGCUGUUGGAGGACGAAUUUAUUGCUCGGAAGAAUUUAUUGAAGCUCUAAAGCAGAAAUUGGUGACUCAACACAUGACAGCAAAUAAGGAAGAAGAUUCUGUGUUAAAACUACUAUCAACCGACAGUAUUCAGUUUAAAGCACUAGGUGUAGAAAAAUUGAUAGGAUUAGAAGGUUUUCAUUCGAUUUAUUGGGUGAUGGAUCUGAGAUGUAAAAGAACUCUGUAUACUCAACAAUUAGAACUUCCAGGACUUAAUAUCUUUAAUACAGAAUUUAUGAAAAUUGGAGAGUUAGAACAAUACAUUUUAAAUCCAACCUCUCUUGACGAAGAUGCCAAAAGUCGACUAUUAUUUGAUUUGUUCAGUGUGCUUAACAAUGGAUUGUAUGACAUUCCAACCGAGGCAUGGAGCUUGAAGCCAAUUCACAAUUUGUUUUCAAUCGUGUACCAAUAUAUUUACGCACGACUGAAAGAACUAAUGGGCUGA
This is a messenger RNA of Naegleria lovaniensis, 2070 nucleotides long. RefSeq lists its product as uncharacterized. The coding region runs from base 1 to 2070 and encodes 689 amino acids. Gene Ontology annotation, biological process: intracellular signal transduction; cyclic nucleotide biosynthetic process; transmembrane transport. Gene Ontology annotation, molecular function: transmembrane transporter activity. The record is from RefSeq and is a predicted model, not a curated record. Gene Ontology annotation, cellular component: ATP-binding cassette (ABC) transporter complex. NCBI's taxonomy places the organism in Eukaryota, Heterolobosea, Eutetramitea, Acrasida, Naegleriidae. The transcript is spliced from 4 exons.